This is a messenger RNA of Vicia villosa (hairy vetch), 624 nucleotides long. RefSeq lists its product as uncharacterized. NCBI's taxonomy places the organism in Eukaryota, Viridiplantae, Streptophyta, Magnoliopsida, Fabales, Fabaceae. Bases 1 to 624 code for a protein of 207 amino acids. The transcript has a single exon. The record is from RefSeq and is a predicted model, not a curated record.
AUGGGUCGUGGAUCCUUAAAAACAUCCUCAAGACCAAGGAUGCAAUCACCAGGCUGGAGCAGUGGAAAGACAUGGAAACACUGGCAGGUUCCGGAUGAAACACUUGUACUUGGGUUAUCUGAUCACUUGCCUAAAGUGGGGUGGAAGGGCCUGGUGUGCGGCAAUAGAGCUAGGCCUAGGGCUGUCUUCAUGUUGUGGAUGACUUGUAACAAAAGACUUGCAACCAAGGAUAGGCUCGCCAAAUUUGGUAGUAAUGUGGACCGUGGGUGUGCUUUCUGUAAUAGCUUGGAAACUUUAGAUCAUAUGUUCUUCGAUUGCAGGUACACUAAAGGUGUGUGGGAGGAUGUUCUUAGGUGGUUGCAUGUCCUGCAUGUUCCUCAAGGCUGGAACGAGGAGAUUGCGUGGUUGGUUAAGAUUUGCAAGAGCAGAAAUUGGCGUGGUCAAAUUAUGAAGAUGGCCAUUGCGGAGACGAUAUAUGAGACGUGGUGGGAUAGAAAUCUGGCUGUUCAUAGUAUAGUUAAUAGUAACAAGAAUACUGCAAAGAGAAUUAUAGAUAAUAUUGUAUAUAGGGUGUGGGGGUACCCUAAGUUUAGAAGAAAGUUAGCUCAAACGUUGAUGCCCUAG